AUGGAAUUUACUCAUAAUAAAAAUUACUAUGUCGCUGGAAUGGAGACGCUAUUCGGUGAACAUGCUAUUAGAAUCAACGUCACAAUAGAAAGAGAAUAGAUACCUACUACUUCUAAAUACAUGAAAAUGGUUGUGAUAGUGCCACCAAAUCUGAAGAUAAGUUAGUUGAAACGUAAAAUCGAAAAUGAAUUUGAGGAGUUAUAUCCAAGAGAGCUACCAUUAUAGAUCUAAACAAUAGAGGAUAUGUCUGGAAAACCUCUUAGAGAUACAUACUUAGUAGGUGACUAUUUGAAAUAAGACGAUAGAGUCUUUGUUUAUCCAAAGAGCUUAUAAGACGAUGCGAUUGAGCGAUUGCCUUAUGUUAUUGAUCCUAAAGAUUUAGUUACAACUAUCAAGCAAGCGCAUUACUCCACAGUGGCAAAGCUAACUGAGACUCAGCUUGAAUAGUAUAAGAAUAAGGUUGGUGUAGUUGAGGGUAUAAUAGGUCUAGGCUUUAAUAAUGACAAGGCAGUUAUCUAGAAUUUGGGAAUAGUCUUGAACAAAUUGAUUGAUGAUAGAACUGUCUUUCAAAUUUAUGAUGAGGAGAGGCACAGGAAUGUGCUUGAUAUGACUGUAUUAGUAUUGGAUAGUUGGAUAUAAAAGUAUGCACAGUAUGAUAAUCUGAUAUUGGCAAACAUAUUAAAGCUUAUGGAGGUAUUAGUCAAGUCAAGAUCUUUUUAUGAUAAAUUCAAGGAUAAGCCAAGCCUUGAUGUACUUUAAACCAUUGCUAGAGAUGAAACUUAACCUGCUGCCACAAGAAGUGCUUUAUUAAGGAUAACAUCAGCAUUAGCUCCUUCAUUAUCUUGGAACACUGCCAAGUAUUUUUAAACACCAGGCUAUGUGAAAAAUAAGUCAUAUCUAUUAUCAGCUACAGAUCCAAAUCAUCUAGCGAAAUCUUUCAACAGAAAUUCAUCAACUGGUUCUUUACUCUUCAGUCAGCCAAUGUAUAAGAAAGCUCUAGUUCCCCUUGAGUAGGAUCUCUACAAGAGCUAAGGUGACCCUUUUCAUAGCACUUCACCAUUUAUGAAUGAAAAUAGAGUGUUAACACCAUCGAGAUAUGGAAUGAGUUUCUUAGGGUAGAGUCUAGAUUAGGCUAUAUACUCCCAGUCACUUUCAAGUUUGGGCAAAGACUCAGACAUGUAGAGAAAGUGGCUGUACGAUAGACCUUUGUACAAGUUAAGCUACAAAGAUAGAUUACCACCAGUUGAUCAUAAAUCCUAUGACAUGUUGUAAGAGUACCUUGAACUGAUACAUAUUGAUACUACACCCAAGGAUUAUGUUAUGUACGCCAUCCAUAAUUUGGAAUUAAUGUUAGACUAUGCAAUGAAAUUCAGGUCAUAUGUAAUUAAUUUCGUCAAUGCAGUAUUUUUCCAUGGGUAAAAGUACCUUGAAAUUCAGAAACUUAUUAACUACACUUAGUGUGAGCACGACUUAUUAAAGGAGUCAGCUAUGAAGGAAUUCGUAAAUUUUGCAUUACAAACUCUAGCCAAUCUAGCAAGGAAAUAAACACUUAGACCUUAUAUCCUAUAUAAUGAAGGGCUUAAUGCUUUUGUUCAUAAAUUAAGAGAUAUGAAUAAUUUGACUGGAAGAAGAAUUGCUGGAGAAGCUCUGGCAAAUGUCGCUGAAAAAGAUGAGUUCUUAAGAGCAAGGGUAACUGAUGAGUUAAAAGAGGAGUUAAAACGAAGUUGGAGGAGUGAGAUAGAUCCAGUGGUGAAUUUAUUCUAAAAGGGUUUCCUCAAAACUAGUGGGGAUAAAGAAGCAUUUAUCUAUUCUUGA
This is a messenger RNA of Stylonychia lemnae, 1815 nucleotides long. The record is from the annotation of a GenBank genome assembly. Lineage: Eukaryota; Ciliophora; Spirotrichea; Sporadotrichida; Oxytrichidae.